Messenger RNA from Porites lobata, 7882 nucleotides. The record is from the annotation of a GenBank genome assembly. NCBI's taxonomy places the organism in Eukaryota, Metazoa, Cnidaria, Anthozoa, Scleractinia, Poritidae.
CUUAAAUGCUUGUUCAGUUUGCUUGGUGUCUAAGCUAUGGAAAGAGUAUGCAUUGUUGUGGUGUUUGUUAUCCUUGCAUGGUGUUUUAACAUACAAGGACAGGAGCAGCAAGGUAAGAGAGAUAUAUGUCACUUAUUUUUAUCAUUUAACGGGCGGUUUUCAACACUGUCUGACAAACUUUAGUCUGAAAUAAAACUCUUACUCUGAUAUACUGUUAAGGAAAUUCACCGUUCGUCAGUAUUACCAUUUAUCCUUGCUGCACAUGGGCUAAUGCUGAUUCGCCUUUUAAAAUUUUCUCAUCAACAUUGGAUUAAUCGUAUCUCUAAGGAUUGCAUCUCUUAAGUCGAAGCGAUAGGUUAACGCAUUUACCUGACGGGGGGCCGUUUAACUUAUAGUAUGGAUUGAGCGUCUGUGAAAACAUACUAGACAACUGACAUAAUUGUGCGCCACCCCAAUGCUCCCCCUUGUUGGGUUUUCAUAACUAAAACUUUAGAUGUAGUUGAUUCAAACUGUUUGUUUUGAAACGAAAUAUAGAUAGAUAGUUAGGGACUGUUUUCUAUAGAUUUUAAGAAACGUUAGUCUAAAUAUCAAGAUGUUUUUUACAGUUUCUGGGAAGAUUGAUUCGCUCUAUUUUACGUAAUAUUUGUGUUCAGGACAUAUAUGCUUACAUCAUCAUGUUAUAGAAAAGGUAGAAGAACAUUGAAGCUGCUCGCGUUUUUUUUUGUGUCUAACCAUUUUGGAAAACCUAACUGUGGCGAGAAUCAGUUUCAGUUAGGAAUUGGGGGAGUGCUAUUGUAAAAAGAAAUGUUCAGAAAAAAAAAAAAAAAGGUCUAAAUCUCCCAGAAUACGUUGCGUAUGUUCAAAUUUUCAUCAUUGUACCGCAUUUUCAACGUUUACCGUAACAUUUGACUUUUCUCAUAUAACUUAGGAAGCAUUGUGAAUACGGCCAAACAGGAAAAACUGAGAGGAAACUCGUCGGUUUUGAUCAUUACAUAAGGUUUUUAUUAUUAUUAUUAUUAUUAUUCAGUUCUUGGCUUUAGAAAAUCCAAGAAACAUGUCUUUUUGUUUGUUUGUUUGUUUGUUUGUUUUUUCACAUUAAAUAAUAUUAGCUUAGACAUCCAGCUCUAAGCGUGGCAUUUUUACCCAUUGUAAUUUUUAGGAAUAUGUCCGAAAAACUGGUUCAAGUUAAAUAACGAGUCAUGCUAUCAUAUCUUUAACUCGCCUCUUAACUGGGAAGCAGCAAAAUCUGCCUGUGAGGAACUAGGAUCCACUCUUGUCAUGGUAAAAUCACGAGCUGAACAAGAGGCACUCUCUCCUAGAAUCAUAUCGGAGCGCGUUUGGAUAGGAAUGCACAGAUACAACGGUACCUCACCUUGGUUUUGGGUUGACGGAACACAGGUUACAUACACCAACUGGGGAUCGGGAGAACCCAAUAACCUGGACAACGAGCUCUGUGUAAUGAUUUGGCCUCCGUCAUUCCCAUUUAAAUGGAAAUGGAAUAACCAGAGGUGUGCAGUUGCUUACCACUACGUGUGCGAAGUCUCCGGUAAGUAAAUCAAGACCCAGUAGUUGACGUUUUUGGGGUAGGCUAUACUUAAACGCUGAAGAUUAGAUCAUAAAAAGAUGUUGUAAAAUUAAACGAUUUCUGUGAAGUUCUGCGGUGUUUUCAUAUGGUGCGUAUUCUGAUUAGCAUAACAGUUGUCGAAUUUCAGACGAAAAAAAAAAAACGUUUCACACAUUAGAGACCUUAAGAUCGAAGCUUGGACAUAUAAUCUUACCGCAAAAGGCAAUCCGCGGUUUGCGGUUAGCGGUUUCACGAUAUCCUUCUGCCCAUAUAUAUUUAGGAAUUAAGAUUCGCGCGUGGUAGCUCGCGGCUGCCAUGUUUGUUUUUAUUCAUCCGUUCACUCUAUUUUAGCGGAGAAAGUUCAACAUUUAAUUAGCGAAAGAGUUCGAAAAAGGAUUAUUUUCUCUCGAACAUGAGAUUGUGAUGUUUUAGGGUGCGAAAAACCUUGUAGUAAAUCACUUACCUCUGGAGCGUGAUCUAGCCGUACAAACUAGAACCUCAAACCGCAAACCUGACGGCAAGGUACUAGCCACGUGAAUUCUUGACGUUUGUGGUUCGCGGGAAAUGCCGAAAAACCUCAAUCUUAAGGUCUCUAUUGUUUUCCCUUUCCCAUGAGUAUCACGAGACGGUUGUAGAAAAUCAAUAAUUGAGAUAGAUGGUGUGACGUACUACAGGAUUACAUAAUAACAAUUUCAAUUGAUACCCCUAGGCUGUCUGGAGACCCAUAUCGCUAAAAUCUCAAUAUUGAUGUCAGAAUCCUCGCUCAGAGUCAUUGUAUUGACAUCGUUAGUCUAUCCUUACUUUGAACUUAAUUUUGAACAAGAAAAAUAAUACGCACAUCUCUCUCAUGGGGGGGUCUAUUAGACAGAGGGCGUUUAUUCCAGAGGGCGUCUAAUACAAAUAUAACUUUGUAAAUGGAGCGUUUAUUAGAUCAUUAUUUCAGGUUUUUUUAGUUGAUAAAUCGUCCAAUCUUAUUUCUAAUAAUAUACUAAUCUAGCAUCACUAAGAACAGCACCUGCAUCCAGCAUUACCGAGUUAAGCUACUACCUGAGGAAACAGACGAAAAGUAAUACUAUUCGUCGUCUUGAACAACGAGCUGAAAUUUGAUAGAUCACACUCAUAAUUUCCAAUUUAAAUGGAAGUUAGUUUAAAGGACAGGUCGAUACAAACUAAAUAACUGAUAAAUCGCUUUCAUCUCUUACAGAGGAUUAAUGGCGAAACCUUAAUUUGCUUAUAGUCAAGCAUGCACCACAAUGACAACAACUUGAACCUCGACGUUGAAUGAUUCAAUUUAUUUUCCAGGAAUACAUGGCAUUAACUUGAAUGCAUCCAAGACGGUACUGAAAGUGGGAAGCGCUAUUGAAAUAAGCUGUACCGUGAUUGGUGGGCUAAUCAACCCAUAUAUCACUUGGUUUAAAGGGAGUGAAAUGAUAGUGUUAAGCCAUCGCAGAAAUAUUACGACCGAUGAACGCCAAUCUCGUUUGACCAUAACGAAUGCAACUGCAAAAGAUGAAGGGGUAUACCAUUGUUAUACAAGGUAAACCUCUUGACUAAACAGCUAUUGUGUGGUUGGCCAUUUAAGCAUUAGUUUUUAUUAUUAUUAUCAAUGAGCACUAUGCAACACGCAUUUUGACCUAGGGCCAACUGAUGGACAAUGAACUUCUUUAAGCUCCUUAAAUAUGUCAACAAGAUUUGGUUCUCUCGAAGCCAAAACUCGAAGAUAAUUUGAAGCCCUUAACUCCCGAUCCGUUCCCCGGGAAAUGGAUGAAAUUCGGGCAAGUCAGGCUAGAAAAAGUUGUUCCGUUGACCUCAAAUUUGAAAGAGUUUUGCCUUUAAGAAUCUAAACAAUUAAGAGCUCGAUUUUUUUUUCCCUCAGAAAACGUUUUUGUUGAUAGGCACGCGUAUCUGAAAUUCUACUGAACCUUUAAAAAAGUUUCUUUUCUUCUGAAAUUUAUGUAAUUUUCAGCCGUAAACUAAAUUGCCUGGGAAGAACAGUUUAAAUUUGCGAAAAAAAAAAUAACAAAAACAAAGAGCAAAACAAAACAAAAAGGGUGAUCCGGACACUGGUAUUUAAAAAGUGUUGAAACCAGUGCAAUAAGGAAAAUUUAUUAGUCGGGUCACUUCUGAGCCCAAAGCAUGGCCUAAACUUCUGAAUAACAUAAUAAAGCAAGCAAUUAGUUUGGACGUGCAUGUAGAGGCCGAACACAGCAGACAUUUCAUUUUUAUUUGUUUGUGUAGUUAUAGUUUGUGUCACUUUCAGGUAUAAUGGUGACUAUUUCCCAAAUUGAAAAAAAAAAAAAAUUGCAUGUUAUCCACUCAUGCUAUGGAUUUCCGAAACGAUUUAAACCAUUUACAAGAAUUCUUAGUAGAUAUAGGUUACUUUCCAUCUAACAUCGGUGAAGGUAAUAAUGGUUUUCUAUCUUUACUUUUAGCACAGGGCAACAAAACAUCAGUGACUCAGUUACUAUUUGGGUAGACCCGCCAGUGCUCCUUAUAAAACCGCGAGUCAUGACCAAACGAGUCGGUAAGUUCUUAUUCUCGCUGUAGCAAGAGCUUAACCAGAUUACUGUGGAGGGGUUUUUAGUUACUUAAUGACAGAGGAGAAAAUCGCAAAUGUUUCCUUCCCCGUCUUGCUUUCGAGAAUAUUAAUUAGUCGGUAAGUUCUUAUUCUCGCUGUAGCAAGAGCUUAACCAGAUUACUGUGGAGGGGUUUUUAGUUACUUAAUGACAGAAGAGAAAAUCGCAAAUGUUUCCUUCCCCGUCUUGCUUUCGAGAAUAUUAAUAUUAAAGCAAUGACAUUAAAAUAAGGGCGAUCAAGGCUAUUGUUGCGGCACAAUUUGUUUACGUUAUUAUUGAUCACUUGAAUCAAUGACGUCAUAUGACAUGGGACCAUAAUUAUGCCAGGCAAGUGCCAAAGUUUAGCAAGCAAGAGAUAAAAUGAUUUCAUUUAAUCUAAUAUAAUUUUAAAAGUCAUUCUCGUUUUGAUUUAACAAAGAAUUUAAUUAAAUAGAUUAAACUAAAAUAAAUUAACAAAUCUGGUUGCUAUUAAAUAUCCAAUGUCAUUAUAAAAGUUUGUAAGCACAUAAUGUUUGGAGACAAGUUAUGAAAAAUCCAAAAGCCAUUUGGUUUAGUUAGGUCUGUUUUAUCUUGCUCAAUAUGCGUUAUUAAUGUCGAUGUUAGAUCAAAGAAGUCAAGUCGUUAAUGGCUGCAGGUUACUCCAGAGUCAUGUCGAGGGCUAGGGAUUCUUACAAGUUCUUUGUUCUAUUUUACCUUGUUUUUUUUGUAGGGGAACAAGCUAUUUUUAUCUGUAAUGUGAGCAGUGGAUCCAGCACUGUAACUAACGUGUCUUUAGUAGAAGUCACAGAAGUUAACAGCAAGUCAUCCAAGUUGGACAAACACCAACAAAAAUUCGUUGAUAGUAUUUUGUCAUCCUACCAUCAAGUGAGCUUCUCGAUAAUUAACCUACAAAUUCCCGAAGGAAGGAAGAUUCAAGUAAGGCAAUUCAUCUGUGAGGUGAAAUAUCGAGACCACACAGUCAGAAGCGAAUUAGCAGAUCUAAUCAUUUUGCCGCCUUCACCUGAACAGCUUGACCCAAGUACAGUUUGUUUAUUUAGUUAUUUAUCUAUCUGUUUAUUUAUUUAUUUACUUAUUUAUUUUUGUGAACUUAUCUUUAACUAGAACUUCUUCUCUUUCAAACCUUUUCGUUAGUUCUUUAGACAAAUUUUGGAAACAUUUGAUGACUUAAAUGUAAUACUAUAGUUACGAUAUGGAAAAAAUGUGCUACCAAAAGGCAUUUUUUGUCAGUUUCUUGCACUUUCUUUAUGAUACGGCCACCAAAAUUACACAGAAUAAUGUACCAAUAUUUCCAAAAUCAAGGUAUGAUUUUAUUGACACAAUGAGGUAAUGUGAGGCUAUUAUGCCGCCAUAUUAUUGAAUACGUAUUGGCAGAACCCAAAUUUCAUCAAUUUUUCAUAAAAGUAGCCAUAAAGUGCAAAAUACUUAAUAAUUAGUAAGGCUUCUGGUAAAAUUAUGAGGGCUGGUCUGCACAUUGAUAAUCUUUAGUAAUAGCAGUCAUGUUACUGUGAUGUCAAAAGAACCACGACGAAGAUCACGACGACGACGUCUGUUGACUGGGAAAAGACUAGAACGAGAACGUCACUUUCGGCGGGAAAAAGGAAACUUAAGAUGCAUUCGGUCGGUAGGUCGACGACGACGACACUGAAUGUAAACACAAAUGUAAAACUGUGAUGUUCGUUCGCAGCAAAGUUUUUCGCAAUGGCGUCUUUUAAAACAAUGCAAGAUCUUAUUUUUUAAGCCGUACGUCUAAUUUCAAUGACGAUGAAGAAUUUUUUGUGUUGUUUGACCUUUUCGAGUGGAAAAAGCACCUGCUUUCCGUACGAACAUCAUUCAACUUUCAACCUGAAUGAGAUGACCGAGUGCGAGUGUCUGUCAGAGUUUAAAUUUGGAAGAAGAGACAUUCUGAUAUGAUAGCUGUUCCUCUAUAUUAAAGAUAAAUGAUUUGCCUUACCUAGAUACGUACAAAUAAAUUUAUCACUCACGAGUUCGCUCGCUCGGCCUCCACAGCUGUUGUCAUUUUUCGAAGUAAAAACCAUUCAUUAGUCGAAUUUUUAAUCAACAUCGCUUGUUAGGAGAAAAAAGGAACGAUACCUGAAUUUACGAGGAUAUGAAAAUGAUAAGGACUUCAAAAAUCGCUUAAAAACAGUGGAUUUAUAUCUGCCGAAGCUUGUGGAUUGCAGGACGACGUGAUUUUACUUUGUUUGGCGUCGUCGACGACACCACGACGACGAAAUUUACUGGUCGCGCUUGAGCAGUACACUGUAACUUACUUCCGGUCGUCGUCGACAACGUCGUCGUCGUGGUUCUUAAGUUCCCUAUUUAAGGUGGCUCGACUGGAUUUUUCAGAGACUAUACCUCCUCACUCUGAGCGUUUACCACGUCGGCAUUAACAAAGAUAACCCCAAAAAGUUGCACUGCAUAAAGAUGAAAAUUUGUUAUGAUCCAUGUUUUAUUGACAUCAGAGUUACCAUUGCAACAUAAUGACGCCAUUACGUUUUUUACUUGCCUUUGUAUUUCUCGGUACUAGGAUUUUUUUUUUUUUCAGAAAUCGCUUAAGGGAGCUUGUACCUCACAUAGUUGCCUCGGUUGUGGCAAAGUUUUAGCCUGCGAAAACAUCCGUUUCUCCACGCUCUUCGCCGCUGUGGACGUUUCGCACGGGCGAACGUCUACGACUCAGCGACAGAAAUUCCAUACUGAUGACGUAAGACAUGUCCGGAAAUCCGGUCAGAAGCCCUGAUUGGUCAAAUGUAAACGCGAUGAAGUUAACAAAACAAUCAUUGUCUUUUAACAUUUAUUGCUCGUUAAGAACACAACACUUUACCAAAAUGGCAGAAACGUAAAACAUGACCACCGGAUUUAUUAAAAAGACAAAUUUUUGGCCACGAAAAGGUCAUGUUUUCGAAGGCUAGCAAAGUUUGAACAAAACGCGAUGAAUAAACAUCUCAACAAAACAAUCAAUAUUUAGUGGAAAAUAGUCUUCUCUAGAACAGGCAUUUGAUUUUUUGCUGGAGCUCGAUUAUUUCGCAGAUGAACACAACAGUGUUACCAAAAUCGACCAGGAGAAACUGUGAAAAUUGAAUAAAUUUGCGUUUUUGUUUUUUUGUUGUUUUUUUUUUGGAACCCCAUAAAUAGUUGACCACCGGAUUUAUUUUAAGCUAGAAAUAAAUCCUUUUUAUAGAAAAAUGCACCUGGUUGCCUGGUUGCCACGUUUUGCGAUAUUAAUAUGUUCUCAGAAAAGUUUUCAGUUUACGGCCGGGUUUGGAAUUUUGUUUUGGAUGGGUUUAAGACCUAAUUACGUUCCUGAAGGCAUAAAAUGCCUGAGAGAAAUUUCCUGGAGGAGGCGCGAAACGUCCCCACGGCAGCCAGUCAGUUAACCAAGUCGUAAAUCAAUUCGUGUUUUAACGCCUACUUGUAAUCUACAUCUUAAAAGUAGAAUUAAAUUUCGACCCGCACGCCAUAGAACCUCCAGUAGCUCAGUGGUUAGCGCCUCCGAACAAGACCUCGGAGGGCAGACUGGGAGUCGAAAAAUUUUCUUAAUUUGUCUUUUCCUUCCAAGAUUUAACCUGAAUGUUUGCAAAGCUACGAAAACCCCUUCAUCUAAAUACGCUUUUGUUUCUAAACAAAAUAACGUUUUUACUUCUCCGAAGGAACCGCAACACGAAUCUGCACUAACAAAGGAAUGUGGUUGAACGCAAACUUUACAGGUUGCAGCUCUGAUACAUUUAUCAAGUUGGCUGAUGCA